This is a messenger RNA of Racocetra fulgida, 524 nucleotides long. NCBI's taxonomy places the organism in Eukaryota, Fungi, Glomeromycota, Glomeromycetes, Diversisporales, Gigasporaceae. The record is from the annotation of a GenBank genome assembly.
CGAAAGACCUACCAUAUGUCUUCGCCACUUUUUUUGACAAAUAUAAAGAUAUUGGGUUGUUAGGAUAUGAAACGAAGGAAUCACAAACUAUACGGCAUGCAAGUAGUGAAAAACCAAAGAAUCGUCUUCAAUUGUAUCAUACCUUUUUUCCUGAGUUGGUUCAAAUUCAAAUGCAUUUAGAAAAUUUUUCUUUAUGCGAAAUACAUUAUAAUCAAUUAAUUGCAUCAGAUUUUUUAUGUCAACUUCUUUUAAGUUCAAAUUUGCUUAGUACUAAUAAUGAGCAGGCUCGUACAGAGCAUGCUGUAACAGAAAUUGAAAUAAACGUAUGUAAUAACAUGCAAGUUAAUAAACAAACUACUGAAGUUGCUAUGCAAGUUAGCAAUGAAACUCAUGAGAUUGAAGACCUUAAAAAACAAUUAGAAUAUGUGUACAACUAUGUAGUAGAAAGUUGGGAACAUAAUCAAGUAAUUAAUAAAAUAAAUAGAGAAUUAACUGAACAAAAUAAUGCGUUAAAAUAUAAAUAG